AUGGACCCUUACCAAAUUAUUUUUAUCAUAAACGAAGAUAUAGAUAACGUUUCUUUCAAAGUUAAUUACUUAAGAACAUUAGUAUGUCAAAGCUUUCCAAAUGUUUUGAUCGAUUUUAAAAACGUUGACGUACUUCAUAACACAACGAAAUGUGAUACUAAUUCUUUUCGAUACUGUGCUUUUUUUAUUGUGCUCUAUGAUCAAACUUCACGAAAAAAUUUGUUAGAUUUAGAAAAAUUGCAAGAUAGAUAUGUAGAGCUGUUUCCCAGAUCGCCAAGACCAAAAUGGUUGACAUUAUUAUCAACUGACAAUUCCGAUCAUACACGCGAAAUCAGCUUAGCCUUAGAGAAAUCAUGGAAAAAUAAAUUCAUGGACAUAACGAUCGUACAAACUGAUUUCCUUUUCGAUGAUCUUGUUGUGCACCAUUAUAAUCCUUUUAAAAAGCAUUUAACGCAACAGCAAUAUAGCAAAGACACAGCUGAUGUUUUUCCAGACAAAAUGCGAGAAAUGAAUGGAUACAGCCUGUCUACAAUUUUUUACGCUGAUCCACCUGGAAUAAGCAUAACUGAAGCUAAUGACGUUCCUAAAAUAUCUGGCAUAGAUUAUUGGAUUAUCAAGACGGUAUCUCACGUUCUGAAUUUUACUUUAAAAGUUUACGAUUUAGGAAAGUUCAACUUCUCCGGAAUGAUGAGUGCAAUGAGAGAGGGCAGCAUAGAUUUCAGCGGAAAUCAAAUUUAUUUUUGGAACAAUGAGCCAUUUGACAAAAGUACCAUUUUAAAGCCAGACGGUUAUUGUGUAGUGGUUCCUGUUAUUCAAGUACCCAGUGCGCGAGCCAAGAGUAGACUUUAUUUCGGAUUGCUGUUAACGCUAUUCCACAUAUUCAUCAUAGUAAACGCAUCAAAGCUAUUGAGGUUCGACAGAAAAAUAUGGACCUGGAUAAACGUUUUUGAAAUAAUACUUGGGAUGCCUGCACCGAAACUUCCGCCAAGUAUAGGCGAGAGAUCGUUCGUAGGAUGUAUAAUUGUAUUGUCGCUUACUUACACUUCGGUUUUCUACGCACGAAUGACGGACAGCAAUUUCAAGGCCACAGAGGAGGCGCCAUUGAACAAUUUCGUAGAUCUUGAUAAUUCAGGACUAAUUCCAUUGGUGCAUAAAGAUCUGUACAAUGUCACGUUUGAUGUUUUUGACAAUCAAAGCGUAGUCAUGAAAAACUUGAAGAGAAAAGCUCGUAUUUGGGAUGACGCAAUUAGUUGCGUGGACGAGCUUUCAAAAAAUAAAACUAUCGCGUGCAUUAUGAGCGAGCAGUUGGGCAACUUUUUGAUAAAUAAUUACAGAGAUAGCGACGGUAUGCUGACAAUGAGAGUAAUGCAGCCAUGCUUUUGGAUCACUUGGAGAGGCUACGCGUUUGCGCCGGGUUCGCCUUAUCAAGAAAAAUUCGAUGCAAUUAUGAUAAGGAUAUUCGAGUCUGGCUUAAUUAAAAAAUGGACCGGUAAUAAAGGUUUGGCAAGCGCUCGAAGGAAAUCACUAACUUUAGAUACUGGCUUUAUUUUCGAGCAUAUGUAUGUUAUACUUAAAGCUGGUUACUUCUUGUCUUGUUUCACAUUUUUUGUCGAAUUGAUAGUUUAUUACUUUUUGUCUUAA
Molecule: messenger RNA, 1641 nt
Organism: Phymastichus coffea
Lineage: Eukaryota; Metazoa; Arthropoda; Insecta; Hymenoptera; Eulophidae
Gene: Ir10a
Exons: 1
Coding region: 1-1641 (546 amino acids)
Source: RefSeq, a predicted model, not a curated record